Molecule: messenger RNA, 3143 nt
Organism: Myotis daubentonii (Daubenton's bat)
Lineage: Eukaryota; Metazoa; Chordata; Mammalia; Chiroptera; Vespertilionidae
Gene: GFRA3
Product: GDNF family receptor alpha 3
Biological process (GO): nervous system development
Cellular component (GO): external side of plasma membrane; signaling receptor complex
Molecular function (GO): signaling receptor activity
Source: RefSeq, a predicted model, not a curated record
GGGCGGCGCCCAGGACCCUGGUGCGAGAGUUGGCGCCUGGCGCGCGGGGAGGGGCGGGAGACAGCGGUGGGAGGCGCCGGCAAGGGGCCCCCAGCUCCCGGAGCUCCAGUGCGAGGAGUGAAGGGAGCGUGGCGCCGGCACAGGCAGAGCAGCCCAGGGGCGAACGCCGCCCCGCGCACCUGACCGUGGCCAUGGCGCGCCCCGCGAACCUGCUGUCGGCGCUGUCUGUCCUGCUACUGCUGCUGCCGCUGCUCGGAGCCGGGGACCCCCUCCCCACAGAGGGCCGGCUCACGAGUAGCUGUAUCCAGGCCAGGAGGAAAUGCCAGGCCAAUCCGACUUGCAAUGCUGCUUACCACCACCUGAGCUCCUGCGCGGCUAGUGAAAGCACCCUGUCACCAGCAGAGGAGCCUUCCGUUUCUUUGGACUGCUUGGAGGCAGCACAGCACCUCAGGAACAGCUCUCUGAUGAGUUGCACGUGUCACCGGCGCAUGAAGAACCAAACUGCCUGCCUGGACAUCUACUGGACUGUUCACCCUGCCCGCAGCCUUGGUGACUAUGAGCCGGAUGUCUCCCCCUAUGAAGACACAGUGACCAGAAAACCCUGGAAAAUGAAUAUCAGCAAACUGAGCAUGCUCAAGCCAGACUCGGACCUCUGCCUUAAGUUCGCCAUGCUGUGCACUCUCAAUGACAAGUGUGACCGGCUGCGCAAGGCCUAUGGGGAGGCCUGCUCCUCGGGGCCCCACUGCCGGCGCUCCACCUGCCUCCAGCAGCUCCGUGCUUUCUUCGAGAAGGCAUCAGAGCCCCACGCGCAGGGCCUGCUGCUGUGCCCCUGUGCGCCGUCUGACCUGGGCUGCGGGCAGCGCAGGCGCAACACCAUCGCCCCCAGCUGCGCGCUGCCGUCCGGGACCCCCAACUGCCUGGACCUGCGGCGCCUCUGCCACGCGGACCCGCUGUGCAGAUCACGCCUGGCCGAUUUUCAGACCCAUUGUCAUCCCAUGGACAUCCUAGGGACCUGUGCUACAGAACAGUCCAGAUGUCUGCAAGCAUACAUGGGGCUGAUUGGAACUGCCAUGACCCCCAACUUCAUCAGCAACGUCAAUACCAGUGUUGCCUUAAGCUGUACCUGCCGAGGCAGUGGCAAUAUGCAGGAGGAGUGUGAGCGGUUGGAAGAGUUGUUUUCCCACAACCCCUGCCUCAUGGAGGCUAUUGCAGUUAAGAUGCGUUUGCACAGCCAGCUCUUCUCCCAGGACUGGACAGACUCUACCUUACCUGUGAUGGAACGCCAGAACAAAAACCUUGCUUUGAGGCCACAGCCAUGGAUGCCCUCUCUUUUCUCCUGCACACUUACCUUGAUUCUGCUCCCAAGUUUCUGAUAGCUGGACCUCCCUGGGGGCCCUCUUCCCCUCUACUACACCCAGCCUGACCUGCCGCCUGCAAGAAAUGAGGAAAGGACAGCAUCCAGAAGGAGGUGCAGUACACAACAUGACCACCCUGACAUCCCCACCAUUGCACAUCCACACAGUAGAAGCUGACUGGCUAAGUUCUCAUUCCCUCCACUGCUGACUCAGGCCACCCCUCCUUAGGAAUUGGUCACCAUGGUUUAACCAUAUCUUGUGGUGGUGACUGGCUCUACUAAGCUCCCUCCUGAUCCCUUCCUACCAGGAUCAUCAGGGUUUAACAAAUCAGUCAGUUGGUAUUGCAUGUUCCGGGUAGUCAGAGCUGGGUGUUCGGAGGCAGCGUAGAAACACAGUCCCCAUUGUUAGGGAGGCCAAAGCAAGAAUCCUGCUCCCAUGUCUCCUCAUCGGAAUGGAGGAUGGGAACCUGCUGCCUGUCCUGCCCUGGAAUCCUGCAGAGCAUUUGAGCAUCAGGAGCUGGACUAUUUAGGCCUUGAUUUCCUCCUGCUACUGCCCCAAAGUCCUCCCAGCCUCUUGGAUCAUGAUUAAACAUUUUGACUUAAAACUUUGCUCUUUUUCCAUUUUCACACAUUGUGAAUUUAUACAGAACUUGAGAUUUUACAGACAGAGGAGCACAGAACAGUGAUCAGGAGACAUAUCAACUCUGCCACCAACUGCUGUGUGACCUUAGGCAAGUCUCUCAGCCUCUCUGUGUACUUGACAUAGAGUUGGAAGAAGAAGAAAAAAUAGCUUAUGUGAGGCUGUGGAUCUGUAUCUGCUCAAGCUCCAGCCAUUCCUGGGAUACUGGCUGGGAUCUGUUAUAGCAGCUUAGAGGGGAGAGUCCUCAGUCAACCACAGUAUUUAUUGAGCACCUGCUUGUGUUAUUGGUCUGCUCCACAGUCUAAUGGGGCUUGAGGAAAGGGGAGACUGGUACUUGACCUAAUUAACACCCCUGUUGGGAUAAGGAAACAGCCACCUAUGCAAAGUAGUUGGAAGAAUAUAUUUACAGAGCUGUGGACAUUUUUCUGUUAACUCAUUCACUCACCCUUUCCAUAAGCACCUAAUGAGUGCUGGCUGCAAGGCACUGUGCUAAGUGCAGGAGAUUCCAAGGUAAUAAUACUCAGAUCCUGUUUUCAAGCCUUUCACAAGGCAGAGGAAUAGGCAAGACAGUCAAUCAAAAAUGCAGGUUGGUAAGUGCUGUGCAAUAAUCAUAACGAUAACCUCAGUUAUUGAACCCCUCCUGUGUGCAAGUACAUGUAUUAUUUUAAUCCUCCAACAACACUUGAUUUUGUCAGUCUUAUAACUAUGUGACCUUGGGCUUAACCUCUCUGGGCCUUAUUAUCCACAUCUGUAACAUGGAAGAAGCCUAGAAUCUACCUCAUAAGAAAUUAGAUAAGCCAUGUAAAAACAUUGUGACCAACAAAAAGUAAGAACUCAAAAGAUUUAGCAAUUAUAGUAUAAGGUUUUUGUAGAGAAUUCGGGUGAUAUAAAUAAUUAUCAAGAAGAAAUUAAAAACCUUUAAAAUCUCACUGUCAAACUUCCAAAUCUGCUCCCUACACAUCUGUGCACAUGAGAAUCUAUGGGUAUGUAUAAUUUUUACAUAAGGGGAGGCAGACACUGCAUAUCAAAGUGUAAGUCAAUCUUUCAGCAUCCAUGAGUAGAGCGCUUGGUCUACAUCACCCUUUUUAUCAGCUGUAGAACAUGGACUUGUAUGAAUUUAUAUUUCUACAUAUAUAGUUUAUUUAAUGA